GGGAAAUCGUUUCUCAGCGGCUUGGAGGUUGCACAUACUUAUUGGCCUAGUCUUGAAGGAUGGAUUCCUUCAGCCUCGCGCUUCCCCUGUGUUGUUCAAUCACUGGCACUUCGAUUCCAUGCCUUCGCGUUGUUUUGUCUGUCGACUGAAAGGAAAGGGAUGUGUCCAGCCCUUAGGUUGCCAGUCUUGUGACGCAUGUCACGGCAAGCACGUUGAAUGCAUCCCGUGCCCAAUAAAGAUUUUAAAUAUGGUCAAAAAAUCGACCAGAGCUCGGGAGUGUCUGGAGGAGGUCAGGGCCUUGACUUCAAGGGACCCCACGUGUGUUGAGAUAGCGCUGCUCCCCAAAACUCGAGAGUUCCUUUCAUAUCUACAAUCGAUCCUUGGGGAUACAACGGGUCAGCUCGUGGCUGACGCGAGAAUUCCUCAACCAUCUACUGUCGUUUCGCCGACGGCGGUAUUGCCGACCACAACCCAUGGAUGGGUAAACUAAGUGGGGACUAUUUCAGCCAACGAGGGAUCCUCCAUCACAGUUCCACUGGCAGACGGGCCCGGAGAUGUGCCAGUUACUGAUGAUCCUGCAGCCUUCUACCCACCUUCCACCUUGGGAUCGUAC
Molecule: messenger RNA, 613 nt
Organism: Cantharellus anzutake
Lineage: Eukaryota; Fungi; Basidiomycota; Agaricomycetes; Cantharellales; Hydnaceae
Exons: 4
Coding region: 119-490 (123 amino acids)
Source: RefSeq, a predicted model, not a curated record